This is a messenger RNA of Marchantia polymorpha subsp. ruderalis, 1620 nucleotides long. The record is from the annotation of a GenBank genome assembly. NCBI's taxonomy places the organism in Eukaryota, Viridiplantae, Streptophyta, Marchantiopsida, Marchantiales, Marchantiaceae.
UUCUGUGGGCAGGCCAGAGCAGAGGGGAGGGGAGGGGAGGGGGAAGUAGAGUCGGAGCGUGGGGAGGGAGGGUCCAGGCAUCGUUGCGACCUCGGGUGGCAGGCGCUGAGAUGAGGCCAUCCACGGCACUCAGAGCCAUCUUCUGCCCUUCGAGCUCGUCGAAAUUUCCUUGCUGCGUUCGGCAUGGCGACCUGUAUUGGGUGAAUUCUCGGCCUUCCAGUGGGUUACGCUUGCAGAUUCUGAGGAGCCUGGGAUUCGGCCGCUCUGUGAGUUCCGUGCUCGGUUUAGAUAGCAAAUUAUCAGCGUUCAAACCAUGUGAAUCGAGGAUUGUUGCCGGCUCUAGCUCUGAAGACACGCACAGCAUCUCAAGAAGUUGGUCAGCCGGAGAAUUCAACCAGUUCGGGGCUGCCAUAGAGCCUGGACAUGCUAGUCGUGGACUAUGGCAACAUUCUGGAUCUCGCAAGUUGUGGACGACCCCCCCACUACAAAUGGGGAGACGUUCGGCCAAGAUUGCUACCAGAAAGGGAGCACAAAAUCGAAAGAAAGCAAAGCUUUAUGGCAAAAUAGGAAAGCAAAUUGCAGCAGUGGUGAAAGAAGGCGGCCCAAAUCCAACGGGGAAUGCGGCACUUGCCGUUUUGUUGCAAACAGCCAAGCAGUAUGAUGUGCCGAAGGAGAUUAUUGACCGCAAUAUUAAAAAAGCUAGUGACAAAAGCCAGGCCGACUUUGUGGACAUGACCUACGAGGUGUAUGGUCUUGGAGGUGUGGGCCUCGUACUAGAAGUUUUGACGGAUAACAACAACCGCGCGGCAGCCAACAUUCGGGAUGUGGUGAAGAAGGGUGGAGGCAAAAUGGCAGAUCCUGGAUCCGUCCUAUUCAAUUUCAAACGUACUGGAGUGGUAUACGUGAAAACAGGAGACAUAUCAAGCGAUGAUCUUCUUCUGGCAGCCAUGGAUGCCGGAGCGGAGGAUGUUUUAGAACCUGAGGUUGAUGAGGACGAAGAUGACGAAGAAACAAGGUACUACAAAGUUCUGACCCCAGUAGAGCAAUUUUUCACCGUAAGCCAACAACUGAAAGAGGCCGGCAUCAAGAUUGACACAGACAACUCUGGGUUAGAACUUUUUCCCGUGGUGUCGGUGGAGCCUGAUGAUGAAGCGUUGGAGAUGAACAAACAAAUCAUGGAAAAGCUGUUGGAUUUGGACGAUGUGGAUGCUGUCUAUUGUAAUCAAAAGUAGACGAGCUCAAGGGUAGAACAAUAGACUUGGUGAAGUAAAAAGCGGCACUCGUAAGUCAAGGCCUUUCGCAGAGUAUGAAGAUUCUUACUAUGACAUCGUCCAGAGUUGGUAGUGGUGAAAGGUGAUUAUUCAGGACAGUCUGAGUACUUAGGUGUGGAAAGUACUGUGAGUACGAAGGCUCGCUGAUCGUGACAGUCAAGUGUGCUGCGUCUACUUGAGCUGCAUCUCUUGCGAGCCACGCUUGAUAGUUUCAUCCUGUCCACAGGGAUAUCAAAUAUUGAAUAUGAAGUACGGAGAAAUAUUCGGAAGCAUUUUACUGUUACGACGCAAUGCGAUGUGAGAUACUUUUCAUCUCCGUAACAUCCUGAGGAACCUGGCCAUAUGCUCU